Westerdykella ornata is the source of this 804-nucleotide messenger RNA. RefSeq lists its product as uncharacterized. Bases 31 to 804 code for a protein of 257 amino acids. Lineage: Eukaryota; Fungi; Ascomycota; Dothideomycetes; Pleosporales; Sporormiaceae. The record is from RefSeq and is a predicted model, not a curated record. The transcript has 3 exons.
UGAACAAGUCUGUUUUCUCACUAUUUCAAGAUGCGUUCUCUAUCCCAACCGAUCCUGCUGUGCCUCCUCGCCACAGCAUCCCUCUCCACAGCCGCGAACCUACCAACUACUGUCCAAUUCGACAUCAUCUUUCCAGUAAACAACACCGUAUACAAACCCGUGUACCCGUUCCCCGUCGUCCUUGCCGUACACAACGGUUCCGCUGCGACAUCGUCCGCAUAUCACUGGGAUUGGUCUUUAGUCAACUAUGAAGAUUACGAUGUCAUCACCUACGGCAGCUCCAACAUCGAAUCAAGCCCACCUCGCGAAGACACACUUGUCAUUGCACCCGUGUUCGAUCUCAUCAACAGCACCGCUAAGAACCUGUUUCUCAGAAUAACCUUCGGUAUCUUUGAGACGUGCGACGCAAAAGGCGUUAUGCCGUCGAAUAAGAGCCUUGAUGUCGCCUUCCACAAGCCUCUCUACUUCAGCCUUGACCGCGAGAACGGCCAAAUUCCCGAUGCCACCGCUGGCGGGCCCUGCGCCACUCCAAUCGGCGCCAUUGGUAUAGAGAAGGAAGUGCCAGUGGAUCAGAGAUGGGCUCAGGAUGAUGGAUCGUCGUGCCUUGUUCUCAAGUCUGGAGCGCAGCCGGCGCAGGAAUGUGCGUUCAGGGUGGACGAGGCAGUGGCGAAACAGGUUGCGGACCGUAUGUCCCAGUUCUACUCCGAUGCGAACAUCUACUUCGUCUCCUGCAAAGCCUUCACCGACAUCAGUCGGAAAUGGAAUUGCUACACCGACCCCAAUCCAGCCAGGUAUGGUCAGUAA